This is a messenger RNA of Sphaerulina musiva SO2202, 1325 nucleotides long. RefSeq lists its product as uncharacterized. The coding region runs from base 1 to 891 and encodes 296 amino acids. The record is from RefSeq and is a predicted model, not a curated record. NCBI's taxonomy places the organism in Eukaryota, Fungi, Ascomycota, Dothideomycetes, Mycosphaerellales, Mycosphaerellaceae. The transcript has 2 exons.
AUGUCGUCGGACUUCGCACCUGACCUACCACCACACUUACUGGCCAAGCGGAAAAGACGGCAAGAGGAAGACGCAAGAGAUGAUGUCGCCACAGCCUCCGGCGCAAAACGAGCUGCCAGUCCAGAUGAACCAGAAAAGCGAAGAAAGAUAGGACCUGCUCUGCCCGUCCCACAAGACUCCCCUCCAGCAGGCGAAACGAAAUCACGCAAAGUAGCAGGACCUGCACCACCUCCAGCACCCUUGGAUGAACGACCACCAGAGCCACUUGCACCCCAAGCAGAUGACGACGAUGAUAGUAGCGAUGAUGAUGAUGGUUUUGGGCCAGCAUUACCCAGUGCUGCUACUGCUACAUCUACAUUUGCAAAUAACAAGGAUGACGACGACGACCAAAACGAGGAACCAGAGGUCAAGGUCAAAAGAGAUGAAUGGAUGAUGAUGCCACCCAAGCAAGACGAUCUCGCAGCUCGACUGGAUCCUCUCAAAGCACGCCCAACCAAAUUCGCUGGUAAAGGAGCCAGUAAAGGCGACACGGACAAUUCAACGUGGCACGAGACUCCGGAGCAGAAGCAGAAACGAUUGCAAGAUGAAAUGAUGGGAAUCAGCAGCAAACCUGCUGGUGGGAUCGCACGAGUAGAGCCAGGGAAAAGUGCAAAGGCGAAGAAAGAUGAGGUCGCUCAUCGAUUGGUCAAUGAGCAACGGGGUCCAUCCCUCAUGGAACAGCAUGCAAAGACCAAAGGCCCUGAAGCAGUCGACGACGACCCGAGUAAGCGCGCUUUCGAUCGCGAGAAGGACAUGGGCACGGGUGGCAGAAUCUCGUCGUCGCAGAAGAAGCAAAUGCUCGACAAAGCCGCGGGGUUUGCUGGAAAAUUCGCCGGAGGUUCGUAUUUGUAGCAGCCUAGCAACUAUGUACAUUUACUUGUACCUAGCAUAGGUGCGAGUAGACCGGACAAUGACGUGAUAACAGAGACAUUAUUCUCUUUGCACUUGCAUCUCGUUCACGCCGACAUGUCUAGAUCUCCAAGCCGUCCGCUCCGAAGCCGACGCCCUCCUACUCAACCUGGAAAGAACGGAGCCAGAGCGUGGCGAACAUGGCCCAAGCUGAUGCUCGAUGUGAGCCUGGCGAGGACAGAGUGCAGAAGAGGAUCGAAGGCAUGUGGCCUGAGAACUUAGUUACCAACACCAUGAUGUGAGAGUGCCUCGACCUCGGAGUACCCCGUGACAACCAGAUAGGAUGCUGAGGCGAUAUCGCAGCAUUCGAGAGGUUCCCGACGGACCGCCGAGGCUCUUGUUGGUUUUCUGCUGGCGGUAAGGAUGAUCGGCGGGUU